UUGUGAACGCAAGGCGUCGCUCCACACUUAACGUUGGAUAGCCUCAACGUCCUGUGAUACAUCUAACGUUAUAUUAGAUUUGGGGAGCUAUGAGAUAUAUUUUUGUUGUUUUUGCCAUACUGCUUUUGUAGAUUAGUUCUUUCCUCACAACCCUUGUUCACAAUACUUCGCUGAUCCCCCAUCUGCUUGACGUUGAAGAACGGCCGUUGUGUUCCGGUGGGGGUGUGGCCGGCUGUUGUGACGGCGUGUUGUCCGUGGCUACCUCACGUCAGACAACAGGGCGCGCUCCACACGAUCCUCUCUCCACGCUCACUUCUCUCCAAUGGACAAGCCACGAAACUCCAGGCUACUCCCCACUCAACCAGCUCUCUGUAAAUUACGUCUGUAGCCAACACAAAAUCGAUCGCCAGAGAAAGUAUAACACUCGACCGGGGAAGGUUAUACUCGCAUCGGCACGUGCAUUUGAGAGGGGAAAUCCUGGAUUUUUGUUUCACGAUCUCCGAGGUAAUUUUCAACACAAUAUCCCCGACUGUAAUGAUUAGCUGAGCUUGUUUAUUAUUUGAAGAUCAACAUUCAUCAGAGCACUGAUCCACUGAGAUAUUAUCAACUUGCACAGCACUUAGGGAGAAAAGGGCAUAAGGUUUCGGACUGCUUGGGGGAAUUUUUGGUGAGACGGAUCUCAGGAUUUUGGAAAUUCGAACCCAGGAUUUCUUGCCAACUUGGCAAAGCCUGGCUUGGAUUUGGCACGUCGGACACUACCGAGUCAUCUCGCCAGUUUCUUCGGCCUGUCUUCAGCAAGAAUAACAGCAACAACAUUGUCUUGAAGACCUAAAGAAGAAGAUCGGUCAGUGAGGAGGCGUCCCAGGGCAGCUGCUUGGAGAAGAUUCGAAGCCAACAUUCCAGAUUUGCAGUGUCGUCAAAUCUUGUUUGUGAGAUUCACACACCACCAGACAAGCUUUAUUAGUUCGUCAAACCUUCCCAGGCGAAGGGAAGGUUUAUAUUUCGGUGUUUGGCCGUUUGUUGAGGGGUUUCCAGGGGGAUUAACGUCAGAAAAGCCGCCGUUCCAGCCGUUCUGGUACGCGAUUGUGCCGCUUGACUUCUGAGGGACUCGAGAGGCUCUCAACCCGGUCCUCACACGGCGAGGUCUUAGCAUGGCUCUGAGGUGACGGUGCCAGGAUUUGUGCUGCGAUGGAAAAGUACGAGAACCUGGGGCUCGUGGGGGAGGGCAGCUACGGCAUGGUCAUGAAAUGUCGACAUAAAGACACUGGACAACUUGUUGCCAUCAAGAAAUUUUUGGAGAGCGAGGACGACAAAAUGGUGAAAAAAAUCGCCAUGAGGGAGGUUAGAAUGCUAAAGCAACUCCGUCAUGAAAACCUUGUGAAUUUGAUAGAAGUGUUCCGGAGGAAGAAAAGACUAUAUCUUGUAUUUGAAUUUGUGGACCACACAGUUCUAGAUGAUCUAGAACGAUAUCCGAACGGACUGAACGAAACUCACGCCAAGCGGAUAUUGUGGCAGGUCUUGAAAGGAACGGAAUUCUGCCAUAAUCACAACAUCAUCCACAGAGAUAUCAAACCAGAAAAUAUCCUAGUUUCCAAGUCAGGGAUAGUCAAGCUGUGUGACUUCGGGUUUGCGCGGACGUUAGCAGCGCCGGGGGAGGUCUACACAGACUACGUGGCCACGAGAUGGUACCGAGCACCGGAGCUGCUAGUAGGGGACACCAAAUAUGGCAGGGCUGUUGACAUCUGGGCAGUUGGAUGUCUGUUAGCAGAGAUGCUGACGGGAGAGCCCCUGUUUCCCGGGGACUCUGAUAUCGACCAACUCUACCACAUCACCAAGUGUUUAG
This is a messenger RNA of Branchiostoma floridae (Florida lancelet), 1843 nucleotides long. Its product is annotated as cyclin-dependent kinase-like 2. Gene Ontology annotation, molecular function: ATP binding; cyclin-dependent protein serine/threonine kinase activity. Gene Ontology annotation, cellular component: nucleus. Gene Ontology annotation, biological process: protein phosphorylation. The record is from RefSeq and is a predicted model, not a curated record. Lineage: Eukaryota; Metazoa; Chordata; Leptocardii; Amphioxiformes; Branchiostomatidae.